Molecule: messenger RNA, 2787 nt
Organism: Prosopis cineraria
Lineage: Eukaryota; Viridiplantae; Streptophyta; Magnoliopsida; Fabales; Fabaceae
Product: pentatricopeptide repeat-containing protein At4g11690-like
Exons: 2
Coding region: 1163-2494 (443 amino acids)
Molecular function (GO): protein binding
Source: RefSeq, a predicted model, not a curated record
CUCAAUCCUCCCCUCUGAGAAUUUCGAGGGAUUCCUUACCCAGAGAAGCCAAUACGAUGACGUUUUGUGUCACGAGUACCACAUUGCAUUUCGUUUUCCCUUCCCUAACCCGCCUUCUCCUGACCAAAUGCUCGACCGGAACCCUUUUGAGUUUCGUUUUCGUCAUCCUUGAACGCCCGGGUGGGAUGGAGGUACCCGAUGAACCCUCUCAUAUUUUAUCCUCUUCCGGUGUCCGUUUCUUGAUGGAAUUGGGGCCGUGUUGAGGCAUCCGAAGAAUAUCAGCUGUGUUCGAAUGGGGCAAAUGUGGUAUGGUUUUGUUGAAGAUUUUUUCUUUUAUAUGUGUAAGGAGGAUUAAUUCUGUCUUCUGUUGGAUUUCUCUUUGAUAACACUUAAUAGUUAUUUCAAUUAAGGUACUUCCAAGUUUUGGUUCAAUUUGGAAGCAUCGGUAUAUGUUUGUAGCGUAAAUACUAUACAGGGGAAAUAGAUAAACCGCAUUUACCAAUGUUUCCGAAACCUAUUUAUGUCAAUAUGUAUGUAUGUGAAGCCAUUUUCUAAGCUGAACCCAGCCGCCAUAGUCUCAACGUAGGUUUUGUCGUUGUUUUAUUUCAUUCUGAAUGAAUUUCUGUGUGUGGGGGACUGAGCUCGCAAGUGCUGUUAUAAUUUAUGGUAAUUUUAAUCUCUCUGGAAAUGUAAGUUAAAUAUGUUUAUUAGUACCCAAUUGAGGAUUUUUUUUUUUUGGCUUUUCUUUGAUAUUGAAAGAAGUAUAAAGGGUGAGAACACCACUGCAAAGAUCAUGGACCCUUUUCUGCUUUUCUACUGUUUAUGCUUGUUUCCCAGGUGAAGACUAUUAAAUAUACUGGGUGGAAUAGAGCUCAGGAAAAUAUUUAGUGAUGAAAAGCAGUACAAUGUCUCAUUCCCGAGAAAUUCUCAUUCUCAUCCAAAAGAUGGUGAAGCUCCCACCAGAAAAAGCUCUCUCCUUCUUCAAUUGCUCAAUCAUCUGUGGUGUUCGUCACACCUGCCAAUCAAUAUCCUUCAUCUUAAACCAUCUCCUCACCUCUGGCAUGCUAUCUGAGAGCCAACAUCUUCCCUCCUUUAUGAAGCACUUGUUAAUGCCUCUCUCAAUUCUAAAUUACAUGAUCAAGCCCUCUAUAUUUUUAAACAGAUGAUUGACAAGGGCAUUGUUCCUAGGCCAAAAACGUUCAAUAAUCUCUUGAGCUCACUUAUUAGAUCCAAUUGCUUUCAAGAAGCAUGGUGGAUUUUUAAUGAAGCAAAGGGUAAGCCUAUGCUAGAUGUAUACAGUUUUGGGAUUUUGAUCAAGGGUUGUUGUGAAACUGGUGACAUGAUUAAAGCUUUUCAACUUUUUGCUCAGUUGGAAGAGCUGGCAUGGCCUCCAAAUGUUGUCAUAUACACCACAUUGAUCAAUGGCUGCUUCAAGAGUGGUGAUUUUCAACUGGCAAAGAAGCUGUAUUGCACGAUGGAGAAAUUGUGUUUAGUUCCCAAUCCUCAUACAUACACAGUGUUAAUCAACGGGUUUUUCAAGCAAGGCCUAAAGAAAGAAGGAUUUCAAAUGUAUGAAACCAUGAAGCGAAAUCAAGCUGUCCCUAGUAGUCAUACUUACAAUUGCGUGAUUAACGAACACUGCAAUGAUGGGAACAUGGGUGAAGCUUUUAAGGUGUUCGAAGAAAUGCAAGAGAAAGGCGUGGCAUGUGGUGUUGUGACAUACAAUACUUUGAUUUGUGGGUUAUGUCGAGUGCAGAGGCUCUGGGAAGCUUUGAAGAUGCUUGAUCAAGUAAACAGUGUUGGCCUAAGUCCUAAUGUAAUCACAUAUAACACACUGAUAAAGGGCUUUUGUGACGCUGGAAAGAUGGACGUCGCUGCUAGAUUAUUUAACAAAUUGAAGUCAAACGGACCAUCUCCUUCCUUAGUCACAUAUAAUACAUUGAUCGCAGGAUAUGCUAGGAAUGAGAAUUUGGAAAAAGCUCUUCACUUGGUCAGGGAAAUGGAGGAGAGAAGCAUUGCUCCCUCCAAAGUAUCAUAUACGACUCUAAUUGAUGCCUUUGUAAGGCUAAAUGAGAUGGAGAAGGCAUUUGGAAUGCUUUCUUUUAUGGAAAAGUCUGGUUUGAGAUCAGAUGUUUGCACUUAUGGUGUCCUAAUACAUGGUUUAUGUACAAGAGGCCGUAUGGAGGAAGCGUCAAAACUCUUCAGAUCAAUGGGUGACAAGAACUUGAAACCAAACAAUGUGAUAUAUAAUAUCAUGAUUCAUGGUUACUGCAAACAAGGAAACUCCUACAGGGCCCUAAGGCUGCUUGAAGAAAUGGUGGAGAGUGGAAUGGUACCAAAUGUGGCUAGCUACAGCUUGACUAUCAGAGCUCUCUGCAAUGAUGGGAAGUGGAAGGAAGCUGAGCAGCUUCUAAGAGAGAUGAUAAAUUCAGGAUUACAGCCAUCAGUGUAUUUGUCCGAUUUAAUUUCCCAAGCCAAAAAUCACAGUGGCUGAGAAAUUUCAAUUAUGCUAUUUGUGUAAAUCGAAAAUUAUAAUUGUGAUCAUCAAGUCCCUUUUCAUAUUGUUAAUGUCUUUGCCCCACGAAGAUGAAUGAUGAAUUACUAGUACUCUUCUGAUGUACAAUGGAAUCAUCAGAGACACUGGAGUUUAGGGGUAAAUAAAAACGGUGUCAAGUACAGUAGUCCAAACCUGUAAUCUACAAACCCAAGCCGCAUUUUUAUAGUCCGAGUUGAUAGGUUUGAGUUGUACGGUAUUCACAUGAGAAGAUUUUCUUGGCCUUUUCUUUA